UGGGGUCGGCUCUGCACACGCACCCCCUCACCUCGGGAGGCCCGCGCCGCUCAGCCCGCGCCCCGCACUCAGGGCGGCUCCGCCCCAGGGCGCGCUCGGCCGCACCCACUUCCCCGGGGAGGCGCCCCCACCGCGGCCUGCUGACGUCACAAGGCACCCCGCCGCCGCCGCCCGCGCCCGGCCCGCCCCCCGCGUCCGGCUCCCGCUCCCGCUCCCGCCAGCGCGGCCGAAGAUGGCGAGCCCCGCGCCCGUGCCCGCCGAGCCCCCGGAUCCCCCGGAGUUCGCGCCCGCAGCCGCCCCGCAGCCGCCUCCAGCACAGCCGGGGGACUCGGCCGGGCCCGCGGCGGCGAGCGCGGGGCGGCAGGUGCAGGAGGCCGCGGGUGCGGUGGCCGCCGCGGUGACCUGGCUGCUCGGGGAGCCGCUGCUGUGGCUGCGCGGCCCCGCCCGCGGGCUCCGGGGCUGGAAGAGGCCGCUGCGCAGCCUGCUCGCCUUCCUGGCCGCCAACCUGCUGUUCUGGUUCCUUGCUCUUACUCCUUGGAGAGUGUACCACCUGCUUUCUGUCGUGAUCCUGGGCCGGGUGAUUAUGCAGAUCAUAAAGGACCUGGUUUUGUCCAGAACGAGAGGUGCACAGCUGUGGAGAAGCCUCACCGAGAGGAAUGGGAGAGGAGUAUUGAGCAGGAGGCAUGAUAGGAAGAGAUUCACCUGCAGUACCGCUUCACCCCAUACCCAGAGGAUUCGGUGUCAUGCCUUGGGAGCGACGGAAGGUGUGAACAUGCUUCACUUUGCUGUGAUACCUGAUGGAAGCAAGAUGGCUUCCCAGAAAUGCUGGGAAGUUAUCGAUUCCAAAGCAGAGGAGAGACCAAGGCUCAGCCACUGUAUCGCAGAAUCAUGGGUGAAUUUCAGCAUCUUCCUUCAAGAGAUGGCCCACUUUAAACAGCAGAACCCUGGCAAGUUUUGUCUCCUGGUCUGCAGUGUGUGCAUGUUUUUCACCAUCUUGGGGAGCUAUGUCCCAGGGAUCAUACUCAGCUACCUACUGUUACUGUGCGUAUUUUUGUGUCCGCUGCUCAAGUGUAAUGACAUUGGACAAAAAAUCUACAGCAAAAUCAAGUCACUUGUGCUGAAGCUAGAUUUUGGCAUCAUCGAAUAUAUUAACCAAAAGAAACAUGAGCAAACUGAAGCCAAUAAAGAGAAAAGUCACAAAGAUGACAGUGAAUUAGACUUCUCAGCUCUUUGUCCCAAGAUCAGCCUCACGACGGCUGCCAAGGAACUGUGUGUGUCUGAUACAGACGUUUCUGAGGUGUCCUGGACGGACAACGGGACUUUCAACUUAUCAGAAGGCUACACACCACAGACAGAUACUUCAGAUGAUCUUGAUCGACCUGGUGAAGAAAUUUUCUCUGGAGACCUUCCUGAUUUCCCGUCUCUGGAAAAUGGUGCAGCAACGAAUGAUGAAGAGGAGUCGAGUCUGGGCCUGCCCACCGAACACAGGAGAAGAAGGAGACAGGGGGACAAGGCCACCACCCAGCCGUCAGCUGCCGGACUCACACUGCCCCUGAGUAGCGACCCCAGCCUAGCCUUGAUGUCACACCUGGCUGGGGACGUCAUCACAGCUGCGGUGACAGCGGCCAUCAGAGACCAGAUAGAGGGUGUCACCCUGCAGAUGGGGUCUCGGGCAGCGCCCGACCCAGUGGAGGACACAGACACAGAUGAUGGGGAUGACUUUGAACUCCUGGACCAGUCUGAGCUUGAGCAGAUCGAGAGCGAGUUAGGACUGUCACCAGACAAGGGCACAGAUGCUCAGCAGGGCAAGAAGUCUUCAGGCUUCCUCUCCAGCCUGCUCAGGGGAGGCCACUAACCUGGGAAUCAGCCUGUCUAACAGAGCACAGAUAAACUGACCCUUCAGACACCCCACCCCCCCACCCACAUUCAAACAAAGAACAAAAAAAGUUAAAAAAAAAAAAAAAAAAAGAGAGAGAGAGAUGACAAAAGAAAAAAAAAGAAAAAUUGAACUGUGAACUUCACUGAUUACUUUUGAUUUAUUAUUUUGGGGGGAGGGGUGUCUUAUUUUCUGUCGCCCUUCUGCAGCGAAUUCACUGGAGACUUCUCAGUGGACACGGCUAGACUGGUCUUUCUAAUAGUCCUUUUAUGUCAUUAGCAUGGAAAUGAACUUUUCAUAUAUCUCUAUCUAUCUGUCUGUAUACAUAUACUGUGCUGUCCCGAAUUGGAUGUUAGGGGCUGUUUUUAAAAGCAAAAUAAGCAAAUACCACCAAAUUUCAGAGUUCCUCCUCCCAGUUAUCCCUGACUUCUUUCUAGUUGGUUUUCCCAGCAUGCACGCGUUUAUCGCGACGCACUGAAAUACCCGUGGUUAACUGUGAGCGAUGUGCUGUGUUGGAUCCUACUGUUUAGGAACAGCGAAAGACAAAGCAAGAACUUUUGGUAGAUUUGGAAGGUUGAAAGAUAAGAAUUAUGCAAGAUACCCCUUGAGUGGAAGGACUCCAGGAAAUACCUGUGAAAUGAGUUUCCCAGGGAAAAAGAUCUUAAAUAUAUUUAGCUACUUUGAGUUGUCUGAGAUGAUCCAUUUUUAUGUUAUUCCUGCAUCUAGGGAUUUAGGGGUGCUUUCAAAGGACUUAGGGUUUCACUGUCUGCUAGUCGUCUUCUUGCUGUGGGUGGGAUAGUCCCAGAAAAAACAAGUUAUGAUCUGCCACCAGGAUAGGGUACGUCACUGGAGCUUGCUUGGACUAUUUGUGACAGGGAUGUGCGAGGACAGGCUUUAUUCGGCUUCAUCUCAGCCAGACGGACCCUUCCUCUUUCCCCUUCCAUCUGGGAUAAAUGUCUCGUGAAGCUGUGACACUCCAUCCUGAGGUGUCCUAGCAGUGGCGUGUCCUCAGUCUGCUGAAGAAGGCUAAAUGUGUCGCCUACUUCUUAUUGGGAAGGUAGCAGAGAUCAUGCCCAUUAUUUUAAACGUCUUAGAUCACUACUGAACUAGGCCCAGGAUUUUACCAAAGGGCACAAGGGCAGGAAAAACCAAGCUACUUUUGCUUCCUUUUUUUUUUUUUUCUGUCAUGUAAAUUUUUGAAUAGCAUCGAGGGACCAGGUCCAUGCAUGCCAGCCAUGUCCUCAGUUAUUCAGGGAUGGCUGCUGGCAUGUUUGCAGGUUCACACCAAGACCUCCAGAAAACAGGACAAUCCAAGGAUAUAGGAAAUCUCUCCACUCCACCCCCACUUCCCUAUACUUUGUCCCUCUCCUUUUGUAUUUCUAAAGACUAAUGGUCGGUAAUCUGCCACUUUAAAAUAUAGUGUCUCUUAUUUAUUUUUCUUCUUUCGGAGGUAUUAAAAAUAUCUAGACUGAAAUUUGCCAAAUGUUAAAGGGAAAGGAGUUACCGAAGACCUUGAACACUUUGCGUGUGUGUGUGUGUGUGUGUGUGUGUGUGUGUGUGUGUGAUCAGCUCUGCUUCCGUGUCAUUAGUGCCUCACAACUGUGUUGGGUGUCGUUUUUUGGUACAAAGUGAGCCCGUGCCUUCAUUUUCUUGCCCAUGUGGAUACAAAUGAACCCCAUGUUGUUUGACCUAGGAGCUGUGUGGGUUUGGGGAGGGACCUACCUGACUUCUGUUCAAAUAAAAAGAGUUUCUGGAUGUGCAGAGAAAAUAUACAGUCACAUAUUUAUAAAAAACAAAAACACAUGUUGCUGGGCCUCUCUUAUUGGUGUGUGUGUUGUUUCACUCCAGAACACUCAACCAGGAGGCCACACAUGUGGGAAGGUCAUUUCAACUUCUUCACCGAAGGGAAAGCAAGAAAUCCAGUAAUCUGGAGAGUCAGGGCAGAUUUUAUGAACUGAUGAAGAGGUUGACUGGAUAAACAAUAGAGCUAAAAUGAAAUGUUAGCAACUAGGAAAGAAGUUUAGGGAUAGAGAUGGGCUAAGGCAUAGAAAAAUAUGUUAUCAGCACUGAUAAGGAGACAUAGCAGCUCUGUGGACAAUAGAGGAAGUCUUCUGGGGGUAAUUUAUUAAACUAAUAGAUAACAGGAAUCAUGGUCAUUCUCUCCUUUGUAUUCCUGCAAUUCCCUCCCUCCCUUCCUUCCUCCCUUCCAUCCUUCUUUCCUUCCUUCUACCAGAACACUGUUCAGCUUUGGCUUCUGGUGGUGCUGGUGAUCACAGAGUUAGAAAAAGAGGACAGGGGGUCGGGUGGUGGUGCAGUGGGUUGAGCGCAUGUGGCGCGGAGCGCAAGGACCCACGUAAGGAUGCCGGUUCGAGCCCCCGGCUCCCCACCUACAGGGGAGUGGCUUCACAGGCGGUGAAGCAGGUCUGCAGGUGUCUAUCUUUCUCUCCCCCUCUCUGUCUUCCCCUCCUCUCUCCAUUUCUCUCUGUCCUAUCCAACAACCAACAACAUCAACGAUGGCAACAAUAAUAACCACAAGGAGGCUACAACAACAAGGGCAACAAAAGGGGGGGAAAAUGGCCUCCAGGAGCGGCGGAUUCAUGGUGCAGGCACCGAGCCCAGCAAUAACCCUGGAGGAAAAAAAAAAGAAAAAGAAAAAGAGAACAUAGGAUGAAACUUGGACUGGAGGUGGUGUACUUGGCCAAAGCAAUGAACCCAGGGGGAAGAUAUGGGGGGAAAGGGGGUCUGGUAUCCUUGAUGGGGGGGGCAGAUAAGAGUAUGCAGUAGACACCUGUUACACAGAACUAAGAAACCAUACACUUGUAUAGACAAAUGUGCUGUAAUUCAUUAACCCCAUCCCAAUAAAAUAAAAAAUAAAAACCUGGGACCUCAGAGCCACCA
Molecule: messenger RNA, 4774 nt
Organism: Erinaceus europaeus (western European hedgehog)
Lineage: Eukaryota; Metazoa; Chordata; Mammalia; Eulipotyphla; Erinaceidae
Gene: RETREG1
Product: reticulophagy regulator 1
Exons: 10
Coding region: 233-1855 (540 amino acids)
Biological process (GO): reticulophagy; negative regulation of neuron apoptotic process
Cellular component (GO): endoplasmic reticulum membrane
Source: RefSeq, a predicted model, not a curated record